This is a messenger RNA of Carya illinoinensis, 4066 nucleotides long. Its product is annotated as U11/U12 small nuclear ribonucleoprotein 25 kDa protein-like. The record is from RefSeq and is a predicted model, not a curated record. The transcript is spliced from 4 exons. Gene Ontology annotation, biological process: mRNA splicing, via spliceosome. Gene Ontology annotation, cellular component: U12-type spliceosomal complex. Lineage: Eukaryota; Viridiplantae; Streptophyta; Magnoliopsida; Fagales; Juglandaceae. Bases 3057 to 3488 code for a protein of 143 amino acids.
AAAACCCUAAAGUUAGUUGUGCUCCCCAUUGACAUCAUUCCACUCACCUUCUUCACCUUCCCAUCCCGAGGCAGAACCUCCCAGUAUACAUUCUCUACUUACCCACCCUUUCGCUCCUCACUCCACUCUCAACUCUAUCUCUCUAGAAAGAUGGUCGUUCUUUGAUAUGUAUAUAUUUUCCCUCUCAUGUUCUACUAGAUAUAGUUUGUUUAGUUUAACAUGCAGGUGCAAUAUGUAAUAUCAUGGUUUCCGUCUUUGCGUACCAUACAUCGAUAUUCUAAUCUGUAUGUUCAUCUUCUUCAUUAAGCUAGCUUCUCCUUUUGCUUCUAACCAAUAUUUGAGUUCUUGCUUGAAAAACACUUCGUUCAAAAUCAAAUACGAGUACUGCUGAGUAGCAAUCAGCUGGCUCGUUACUCUUUCUGUGUGUGUGAGUGUGUGACAACGUUUUUUCGGUUCAUGACUAUAUAUCCGGCCAUUUGGUACAUGCAUGCAGUUAUCGUUUCAUGACUAGAUAGAUGCAGGAUUUGUAUUGUGGCACAAUUUUGCAGUGGCUACAUGUAAACUACAUGUGCGUCAAAGUCUUGCAUGCUUUUCACCUUCAUCCCCGCGUGACUUAUGAAAUUAUAUAUGACUAUGAUUUUAAGACCACACGGCACACUGGCCGGGCUUAUUAGUGAACUAGCGAUAUCGAACUUUAUAAGCUUUUUCCCUCUUAUUUUCCUUAUUAUAAAGAAUAUAACUACCAAAAAAAUAUAAUUAUACCAAAUACAUUUGCAAUGACACCAUUUGUUUGCACUAUAUAUAUAUAAAUAAAAGAGCCCUUCUAUUCAUAUCAUCCGGCCUACACCACAGUACACACGGCUACAGGUAUUUUUUAUUUAUUUAUUUUUUGUCAUAUUCUUGUUAAACUAAAUUAAUUAUUCUCCUUCCAUUCAUAUACCAUAUAUUUGAUAAGGAAAAAAAUGUGAAGCUGUAUAGUGCAAGAAUAAUGAGCUGGAUUUUUCUAUAUAUUCAUGGAUCAAUAUUUGGAGAUCCCACUUCAGCAUUGAGUAAUAGAAAUUAGAUCCCUACCUUUUGACUUCGUCUGGCCUGUAUCCACCUGCAGGCAACGUCUUUUUCCCUACCAUCGGUGUAAAAAAUUAUCAUAUCAUUGUCCUUUGGUUGAAAAUGGGUCCAUUAAUUAUCAUAUCAACGUCUAGUAUAUUUUCCAGUGCUAGUUCUUUCUGGUUGGUAGUCGGUAGCUAGCAGGCCUGGCCUGCAAAAAGCUCGAAAGUCGACAAGACCUCUGCAAACUCUUUAGUCCACACAUGGCUUACAGUAUAAUGUACAUUAGUCUUGCUGCAUGCAUGGAGCUGGAAGAAACUUUUGCUUUAUGCUUUUUUUUUUUCCUUUUCUUUUUACUAUAUAUAAGAGAUCGAUCUAGAUGUUGAUGGAUGCUUAGGAACCAAAGAAAGCGAUGUUGGUGUGGUUCAAUCCGACGACGGAUUUACGUGUGAAAGUCGUAAAAGACGAUCUCAGAUUGAGCCGCGCCAAUAUCACUUUCAAUAUCAUGAGUUCCUCUAUCCCUUUCCUCUUCUCUCCCUUUAGUUUCUUUCGACAACUUGGUUAAUUUAACUGAUAUUAUUCAUGAGUCUUUCAUUUUUCUUAAUAUAUAUAUAUAUGCCAUGUGUUUUGUAUAACCUCUCAGCUUCUUACAGCUAGCAGUUAGUAUUUAUUUCGGAGAAUUCAACUUUUUUGUACCAUAUAUUUAUUGAGGUCACAGUGAUUCGCUGAGGAACUGGCCAAGGUAUUUCGCUAGCCCUAUCUAAUUUAGUGUUUCCCCGUAUCAGCUAGCUAGCAUUUAAUAUUGCUGUUUUCUGGCUCCAAGCUGCAGUACUGCUUCCGUUUCAAAGAAAAAAGGUACGUUGUAAUAUUAUAUACAUACAGAACUUUCUAAAGUAGAAACUCUCUGUACAUGAUGAUCUGCUCUCUUGGGCCCUUGGCUCUUCAUCUCUGGAGCAAUGGAUCGGACUUCAUUUAAUUCAUGUUUUUUUUUUUUUUUUUUUGAAAAGACAUUUAAUUCAUGUUGAUCAUGUUAACCGUAUCUCCCGAUCAGCAUGCAAUCAAAUCAUCAUGUUGAAUAGCUAGCUGCAUGCAUGUGGUGAUCAUUAAAUUUAGUAUGCAUCAUUUGUUUUGACGGACACCUUUUGGUCGGUUAUAUAUAUAUAAACAUAUUAUAUAAUAUAUAUAUAUAUAUGCCACAAUUAGUAUAAUCAAUUACUUUUUAUUAGCCUUUACGAGACAGGGUGCCGUCAAAAAAUAAAAAAAGGGUCCUGGACUAUUUAUUUGAUGUGCACACCCCUGAUGAGUACACAUUAUACGUACGUACGUGAUAUAUGGUAGUGCUGUCUCCCGUACGUAGGAGUCUUGCCGGCCGUGUCACUUACCACAUCUGCCUUUUUUACUUUUUGUGUGUGUCGUGUGUGUGUGAAACGGCCGCGAGAAAACGUGUUCUGUCCAUGACCCGAUCGCGCGAGCUAGCAGCAUUAUUCAGUGAAAUUUUUGUCUAAAUCGAAGUUAAUCAUCAUGCAUAUCCCCGCCUACUAUUGGCCGGACACACACACACACAAAUAUAUAUAUAUAUAUAUAUAUAUAUGUAUGUAUGUAUGUCUAUGUAUAUUUCUAUAACCGUCUCCGUCUUCAAAGCUUAGCCAUCCAACGAAGAAAAGAAAAAAAAAAAAAAUUCUUUUGUUUUUUUGGAAUGAUCAAAGCCCUAACCCUAAUUAACCAUUACUACCAGCAGAAGAGUUUGGUUUUGUUAUUUGUUCUUUCUGUUGUCCGCAAAUUCAUCAGGGCCCCCCUCUCGAGGGCUCUCAGAGAGAGAUCUAGAGAGAGAGAGAGGGGAAAAAAAACUCUUGUGAUCUAUACAAUGAUCUUAAUUAAUGAAAGAAAAUAUUAGUCAUGGAAUAGAGUCAUUUAGGAUCGAACGUCACAUUGAGGUAAAAGUUAGGAUUAGGCUUUUAGCCGCAAUACUCGAUCGGGGCAUGGGGUCGGACUUGCCGGAGGCAUAGGCCGGAAUGUGGGCCUCCGUCUCUUCACUGAGCGUUUGGAAGAGUUUCGCAUACCGCAGCCUGCCUCAACAGCCUCUCAAGCUCUCUGUUCACAAAUUGGAUGGCUCCUGCUUUGAGUUGUUUGUUGCAAGGACGGCAACAAUAGCGGAGCUGAAAGAGGCGGUGGAAGAGGUUUUCGGGCAUAUUUCACCAGAUGAUCAGGAUAGAGAAGACGUUACGAUUUCUUGGUAUGUGCACUACUGCGAUUUCUUGGAGCGCAAACGCACGUACACAACGGGAAAAACAAAGUGCCUUGUAUGGAGUCAUUUUUGCUUAUGCUACAAAGGUCAGAAACUAGUUGAUGAUAAAGCAUAUAUCCGACUGUAUGGAAUCAAGGAUGAGGAUCAGCUUUAUUUUGUUCGGCAUCUUUCAAUUAAUGAUCAAGAAGACUGGAGGUAGAUCAUGUAGUAGCUAGGAUGCAUAUGGAUCAAUCUUGCUGAUCAUUCACUAUCAUAUAUAUAUAUAUAUUUGGAAGAUCAAGGCUAGCUAGCUAGGGCCGGGCGAAGCUGCUGUAGUACGUACACAUGCGCCUACGUACCAAGCUGGGAUUGAAAGCUUUAUUCUUGAAGAUGAUAUAUAGAUGGAAAUUACAUUUUUGUUGGGAAGAGCUUAAUUUAUUAUUUAUCUAUAUAUAUAUAUGCAUGAGAUCUCUAGAUAGAUCGAGCUGAUCUCUUCUAGAGCACCUAGCCUAAACGUACGUCUAAUUAUUUAAGCUUUUGGUACGUAUCGCUGACUAAUUAGAUCGUCAUGAUCAAGCCUGAUCGUGGCGUUGAUCGAUCAUGUUCCAUCUCCACUUUUCUAUCGUCGACCUCUUUAUUUUCGGUCAAAGUAGUACUGCAAACUUUAAUCAUUCGUGCAUGGUAACAAAAGGCAUGGGAUACAGCCUGCGGCCUGAAUUAUAUUGUCAAUGGUACUGGUACUUAUAUUUGAGGAAUCAUGAUACAUUCAAAAGAUAAAAAGAUAUUUAUGAUUGUGAA